AUGCGCGUGAGGUACGGUCCCUACCACAACCUGUACACCCGCUUGGCCUGGACGGAGAUUGCGGGGCCCGUGACGGUUUUUUUAAUGACUCUCCUACCUCCCCAAGCGCUUGUACAUGCUGUAAUGCCUCUUCCUAGGGCUGCACCUGUCCAGUUCCCCGGUGGCAGCCUGCGCGGAAGCAGACGGCCCGUCAGGACGCAGGCAGGCUCUUCCCGGUUUGCUCCAGCGGUCACGCAGCACGCCCCGUUUUUUAAAGGAACGGCCGUUGUCAACGGAGAGUUCAAAGAGCUGAGCCUGGAUGAUUUUAAGGGGAGAUACCUGGUUCUCUUCUUCUACCCUCUGGAUUUCACCUUUGUCUGCCCCACAGAAAUUGUAGCUUUCAGUAACAAAGCAAAUGAAUUUCACGAUGUGAACUGUGAAGUGGUGGCAGUUUCUGUGGACUCUCAUUUCUGUCAUCUGGCCUGGAUAAAUACCCCACGAAAGAGCGGCGGCUUGGGCCACAUGAAUAUUCCAGUUCUGUCAGAUCUCACAAAACAAAUCUCCCGUGAUUAUGGUGUGCUGCUAGAAGGACCUGGCAUAGCACUACGAGGUCUCUUCAUCAUUGAUCCUAAUGGAGUCAUCAAGCAUCUAAGUAUCAAUGACCUUCCUGUGGGUCGUAGCGUGGAAGAGACCCUUCGCUUGGUGAAAGCAUUCCAGUACGUGGAAACACACGGAGAAGUUUGCCCAGCAAACUGGACUCCAGACUCCCCUACAAUCAAACCAAGUCCAGAAGCUUCUAAGGAGUAUUUUGAGAAAGUACAUACAUAAAUGCUCAAAUACACAGAAAAAGCUCUUAGUAAUGAAGAUGUUACUUUGUGCAACUACGCAAACCUCAAGUAAAAGAGGUUGCUGAAGACCUUAAGAAAGCAGCUGUGAUUGUUUAUAAAAAAAUCAGUUCUCAUUUCCUUAUGUUUAAAAAAAAUUAAAUACUAAAACAUUUACUGAUUCCUUUGUCUUGUUUUAAAAGGAAGGUGAAGAAGUUGAGGUUUUUUUUUUUCCCCUUGGCAACUUCAGUUGCACGAAUUUCUGUAGCCGAUGGUCUUCCUGAAUGGUUAAAGUACUCAGAGUAUGCUUGCCUUCCACUAGGUUUUCCUCUCUUUUGUUAACCUGGGAAACUCUCUGGACAAGGCUAGUUUUCUUUUCUCGCCUGAAAGAUGGAAUUCUGUAAUAACAGCUUGAAAAGGCAGAGUGUGGACAAUGCAGAAAACAGUUUUGAUCCAGGAUUUGUUUUUAAUGAACUUCUCAGGGGAAGGGAUGAAUGUAACAAGCAAACAUAACCCCCAAAUUUUCCACAUAUGAAUGCACUGUAACUGGAAAUGAAUGUAAACCUACCAUUUUCCCCCCACAUAUAGUCAAAGAUACAGCACCAAAUAGAACAGGAAUGUUAACAAGCAUGAAGAAUUUAUAUUCUGCUUGCGCAACAGUAAACACUUUAAUGCCUGUGGUGUACUUACUAGAGCUUAGUGACAGUCUUCCUUCACUUAAAGAAUCGCUUAUUUAUUUGAAUCUGCUUCCAGGACGAUUUAAUGGCCAAAUGUUGUACAGCUUGGAAACAAUGUAGCCUGUCUCUCUCAAACCACGCAACGGUCAAUAAAUCCUAACACUGACUAGC
Struthio camelus australis is the source of this 1651-nucleotide messenger RNA. The record is from RefSeq and is a predicted model, not a curated record. NCBI's taxonomy places the organism in Eukaryota, Metazoa, Chordata, Aves, Struthioniformes, Struthionidae.